Xenopus tropicalis (tropical clawed frog) is the source of this 1965-nucleotide messenger RNA. RefSeq names its product FEZ family zinc finger 2 (gene fezf2). The coding region runs from base 281 to 1588 and encodes 435 amino acids. The transcript is spliced from 4 exons. Gene Ontology annotation, cellular component: nucleus. The record is from RefSeq and is a predicted model, not a curated record. NCBI's taxonomy places the organism in Eukaryota, Metazoa, Chordata, Amphibia, Anura, Pipidae.
UGAUUUCCAGAGCUUGUGCAGCUGGGGGAGAGAAUGGGCAGGGGCAUAAAUAGACUCGCUGGGGUUUAACUAACAAGGUCCUACCUUGUCUGCUACUUUCCUCUUGUAGUGGUUAAUGAGCGUUAAUCUGGUACCCCUGUGGGCUAUUGUUCUUCCAGGCUGCGUUCAUUUAAAUGUAAAUAGGUGACACGACUAUGGAAAGUCGCUUAUUACAGUGAUUUGCGCGGAAUGCAGAGCCCAGCGCACUGACCGAGCUGCUUCAUUGCAACUUGUCGCCAGGAUGGCUGCGCCUUUGGAGACGGUCAUGACUCCCUGCCAAAGAUUCGAUGGGAGGAACGGGGCUUCUGCUACCCCCAAGAGCCUGGCCUUCUCCAUAGAGAGAAUCAUGGCAAAGACUUCAGAACCCAAAGCUGCUGCUUUUCAACCGAGUCAAGGAUUGGACCCAGGAGCAAAGAAAAUGCUGAAUUUGUGCUCCCCUCUCCCUUGCAUGAUCCCCAUCCAGUCUUUGGCUUAUGAUGUGCACUCCAAAGCGCUGCUCAACUACUCGGAGCUGUGGAAGAGCAGCCUGAGGGGGUCUGUGUGUAGCCCGUCGGGGCUGUGCAAAUCCAACUGCGGCAUUUGUUGCAAAAACGACUUAAACAUGGGCCACACGGUGCUGCCCGGCAGCAGGGUCAUCAAACCUCAGGUCAUCAACCAAACGGUGGGGCUGCCAACCAACGGCUCUUUGUAUUAUUUCAACUACCUGGACUCUUCCUUCCACCCUCCGGAGAUCCUCAGCGGGCAGCUGCUUUCCUCCAGCCUCAUAAACGCUCAGUCGCAAGCGACACUUUCCGCUCAGCAGAAACUGUUCUUGUUGGAGAAUGCCAAGCUCUCUGGCCUGGCCCCUGAGAAGUUCCCAAACCCCCAGUACCCCCAUAAGGAGCGGCUGCCGGGACAGUUGGACCAGGUCAUGAAGGAGAACUCGGCGCUAUCGGCUGACAGGAGCGGCAAAAUCCACAGCAAACUCGGCGCUAAUUCUGCUGAAGGGAAACCCAAAAUCUUCACUUGCGAAGUGUGCGGCAAGGUGUUCAAUGCGCACUACAACCUGACCCGACACAUGCCGGUACAUACCGGGGCCCGACCGUUUGUGUGUAAAGUGUGUGGGAAAGGAUUCCGCCAAGCGAGCACCCUGUGUCGGCACAAAAUCAUCCACACACAGGAGAAACCUCACAAAUGCAAUCAGUGCGGCAAAGCCUUUAACCGAAGUUCCACGCUAAACACCCACAUCAGGAUCCACGCAGGAUACAAACCGUUCGUCUGCGAAUUCUGCGGAAAGGGAUUCCACCAAAAAGGGAAUUAUAAAAACCACAAACUGACGCACAGCGGGGAGAAACAGUACAAGUGCACUAUUUGCAACAAAGCCUUCCAUCAGAUCUACAAUCUGACUUUCCACAUGCACACCCAUAACGACAAGAAGCCCUUCACUUGCGGCACUUGCGGCAAAGGAUUUUGCAGGAACUUCGACCUGAAAAAACACGUCAGGAAAUUACACGACAACGUUUCGUCCUCUUGUUCCCUAAAGGAAAUCUCCAGGACUGGACAGAGUUAAAAAACAAACCCACAAACACUAAAGCAGCCUGCACUUUCUCUCCAAAGUUGCACACUGUGAUAUUCACUAUAAACUCAUCUGAUUGGAUCAUGGUGGCAAGAAGGGACCCCCCCACCCACAGCCAACACUCAUUCCCAAGGGGAGAGGCCCAGGUUUGUAAACUGACAGGACAGUAACACUCGCAAUUAUUUUAUAUUUUUAUUUUUUUUGGUCCUAUUUGAAUUAUUAUUUUUUUGUUUGGGAGGGGGGGCAAUUAUGUUUGAAUAGAACUUUUAAUGUGUAAAUAUUUGCCAAGAAAACUGAGAUUUAUACAUCGGUGUAAAUUAAGAAUCUAAAUGUACAGAAUAAGGAAUGACAAUAAACAGCAUUAGAAUGAG